This is a messenger RNA of Prunus mume (Japanese apricot), 8155 nucleotides long. RefSeq lists its product as uncharacterized. Gene Ontology annotation, biological process: maturation of LSU-rRNA from tricistronic rRNA transcript (SSU-rRNA, 5.8S rRNA, LSU-rRNA); maturation of 5.8S rRNA from tricistronic rRNA transcript (SSU-rRNA, 5.8S rRNA, LSU-rRNA). Gene Ontology annotation, cellular component: nucleolus. The record is from RefSeq and is a predicted model, not a curated record. NCBI's taxonomy places the organism in Eukaryota, Viridiplantae, Streptophyta, Magnoliopsida, Rosales, Rosaceae.
GACGUCAACCAGACUCUCUGUGUUCUUCAAUGGAAGUAGCAAGCUCAGCCUCCGAAGAUCAAGCUAUGGUAGUUGAAAAUUAUGACGGUGAGGUUGAGAGAGUGGAGAUGCCUAAACCUACGCUUAAAGUGAGCCAUGAAGCUAAACUUAAAGAGCUGUUGCAUAAGAUUAAUUCUGUCGAAAUUAAAUUAUGCUCUGACGGUACAAAAGAAUUCAUUAAGUUGCUGAAAGGGGAUUCUGGAGGUGAAUUGCUCCAUUAUUAUGUGAAGAAUUCAGCCAAGUGCUUGGAGCUUCUGGCUGCUUGGAAGCUCCGGCGAGGGAAAUCGGGAAUGUUUUGUAUACUUAAAUUAAUUUCUGUUAUUUUGAGUCAUCCUGAUGGAAUAUAUAAACCAAAUGAUGUGGAGAGGAUGGCUAUAAGUAGGGCAUUGGAUAGGUUUGCUCGGUCGCUUAUUGAAGAGCAGUUGCAAGAUGUGUAUAAGGAGUUGAAUAGUAAAGAAGCGAAACGCCAGAAGGCGGCACUUCUGCUUUUGGGUUCGAUUGUGAGGCGUGGGUCUGGUUUGGCUUCCGAGGUUGCAAAGAAUUUUGAUUUCAAACUCCAGGGGUUUUCCAAGAUGGGUGAGUACAAAAAGAAGCAGAACGAGAGAAGAAUGAAGCUGUCAUUGAGAAAGGCGUUUGUGGGGUUUGCAGUGUCAUUUCUGGAGGUGGGAACGCCAGGAUUGCUGAGGUCAGUUAUACGGCAGAAGGAAAUGUACUCUGUUGUCCUUCGCGGGCUUGGGAAUGAUGAUGAUGAGACUGUUUUAUAUGUUUUGUCCACAUUGAGGAACAGGAUUCUUGUUGAAGAGUCAUCAAUUUCCCCAAGUCUUCGAAGUGUUCUCUUUGGGAGUGUUACUUUGGAACAAUUAGUCAACAUUUGUGGAAGGGAGAAUGGUGGCGCAUCUGCAGAAUUGGCAUACAGUGUCUUAGUUAUGGUUUGUACCGAUCCUUGUAAUGGCUUGAUGUCAGAUUUGAAGAGACGCCUGAGGGGUAAUUCAAAGCGACUUGUGGAUCUAAUGAAGAAACUUAAAGCAACUGAGAUUGGGUACCACAGGGAUCUGCUUUUGGCUAUUGUUAAUGGGAGACCGCCUAUUGCUGCAGCAUAUAUGGUAGAGUUCCCCUACAACCUUGAGGACUGUGCAUCGCCUACCUGGUUUUCUGUUGUUACUCUGGCAGCAAACGUGGUUUCUUCAGUGGGGAGUGGGCAUCCUUUUGGUUUCCAUGAUUUUCAGUCUCAUGAUCAAGCCUUGUUGGACAAUGUGGACGUGCAGAGUAUCAUGAAAUGCUUGUAUCCCCGUUCGUUCAGCCGGUCCACAAUCAAUAAGGGACUGCUUCACUCUGAUUUUCUAGUGAAGCACGGAACUUUAAGGGUUCUUUUAGAGGCACUGAAAUUGCUGGACUCCUUCCUUUGUGUUUUAAACCAAAAUGGGAAGUUAUAUGUUUCAGAGUCUUUCAAGCAAGAUUUUCAAAAUGAAGUCCGUACCUUGCUCCCUGAUCCUCAAGUUUUGUUGACUCUACUUUCUUCUCUGAGUAAUCACUCCAAAAAUCAACAGUUAAGCUUAAAGAGGACAACAGAGUUGGAGAAGUUCCCCGAACACAGCCGCAGUAGUGUGAAAAAAAUGAAAACAGAUAUAGAGAACAAGGACGCAGACAUUAUUAUAGGUGGGCUAAAUUUUGAUCCAGAUGUUGCUUUGCCCGAGAUUAGUGAAAGAAUUGUAGGUUCGUCCACAGACGAUGGAUUGGACAAUGAAAAGGAUGCUACAAAUGUUGUGGCGGAAAUUUGGGGUUUGGAUCUUCACUCCACAUCUCUAACGACACUUAAGGAUGCAGAGAUAUACUUCCACUGUAGGCUGCUCGAUGCUUUGAAAAUUUAUCUUCGGAUAAUGCCCACUGUCUUGGAGGGAUCAUUUGAGUUUUUUAUGAAUCUCCUAAGCAGUCCUUCAGCAUCACAAACUGAUCUGCAGCGCUCUCUUUUGUCUUUGCUAGUAGAGUUCGUUGGAUGGUCUCCAAGUAGUAGAAUUCCAAUUAGGACUCCACCACUGAUGUACAAACAUCUUUUGGCAUUCAUGAACUUGCUAGUUUUUUCACAAAUCAGUGACAUAAAGGAUCAAGCAUAUCGUCUUGCGCAAGCGGCUAUGUUAAGUACUGGUGCUUUUGACAGAAACCAACAUGAAAUUGCAUCAUGGUUCUUGUUUUUACCGGGUUUUGAUAGAGAAAAAUCUUCUGUUCAAGUCCUCGGCUUGGAUGUAUUACAGAGCUUGUGUCAUGUUCUCAACUCAUUCUUAUGUGAUGCCAUUUCUACUACUGGGAAUAAUUUGUUCAAAUACUGGGAGAUUGUUAAGCGUUAUACCUGCCCUUUGGAAAUAAAUAAAGAAGCGAAACCUCAUUUCAGUCCUCUCAGCAUAUGUGUGCUGCAGAAGUGUCUAAGGUUGAUCGUUUCUGGAUCUGGAUCCUUUACAAUGCAUGAGAAGUCAAUGGUAUCAACAUAUGUAUGCAGCACGCUGAAAUAUCUCUUGCAAACUCAGGUUGAUGCAGUAUUGUUGUCUUCUUUGAUCUGUUCAGUCUUCGCUGAGAGGCUUGGUGACUGUUCUGUCAUUAAUGAUUCUGGGGUAAACAUCUGUGAGUGGAGGCCUUUAAACGAUUUACUUCUCUUUUCGAAGAGUAUAUCUGAUCAGAAAACUUGUGGUAUUUUUUCUAUUCCCAAUAAGGCUAUGCCUGAUGGUAGUUCUUUAGCAACUGCACUUGAGGAAGUUAAAAGAUUUGAAAAGAGUAGGGAUGAUAGUGAAGUAGCUGGAAUCACCAAAGCCUUUUCUUUCUCAAUUCUCUGUACUAUGUCUGAUGGAAUAUUAAAAUAUUUUCCAUCCGUUAUGAUCAUUUCACAAUUUGUUCUGGGUGUUCCUGUCUCUCUCUUAUCAUCGAGAUUCUUUCUUGAACAAACCCUUCUAGGCAGUGUUUCCAAGUUGUGGCCAGAAAUUUUUUUUCCUGCUCUGGAUAUGGCUCUAUCCAAUAGUUGUUGCAGAGGUAGAAACAAUUUUUCUCUUGACCCUGCUUCUUAUGCAGGAGAAAUGAUAUAUAACCAAGAUGUUGAUGCAGAUGAAGCUGCUUCUGCUGCGUUUAGCUUCUUUUUGAAGAAGGCACCUUUCCAUGUUCUAUUCCCUGCCAUUAUGAGCAUUCAUGGUCCUUCAUCAGAGCCCUCAAAGAUACAAGACUUGCUUCUAGCUAAACUAUCUGAGUGCGCAACUGAUGGCCACCCUAUUUCCUAUUUGCGUCUUGUGCUAUUUUGGCUUUAUCAGAUACGGUCAUCUCAUAGAAUUGAACAAUUAGUCAACUUCCAGCAACUGUCUGAGAUUUGUUUAGUUCUUGUGGAUAGUUUGUUAUCUCAAUUAUUGGUUUUGAAUACUGAUUCUGGUUCUUCUAAAAAUUCCUGGGCUCUUUUGUCAAGCCAAGAUAUUCAAGAAGUGGCUGAAACCAUCUUCUCUCAUCCUGCAAUGAUAACAUCAUUUUCCUGUCCUUUGGGAUGUAGUGAGGACUUGCCAAAGAGUAACCUAGCAGAAAAUACAGAUGCUUUGAUUGGUUUAUCCAGGCGGAGAAUUCAUAUAUUAGAUCGGCAUGGCUUGGAUAUAUUGGCAACAACUUGUGACUACUUUUUUUCUUUAUGCAAUGACCACCAAUUUACACCAGAAGUUGAAAAUGGUGCUGGUAAACAAUUUGUGAAAGCUUUUAACAUCUUGCUGCAGAAGCUACUUCAGGUAGUCAGGGACAAAUUUGAUCAAUGCAUUAGUGCUAAAGAUCUAAUGCCUUUCCUGCCAACAUAUUAUGCUUUACAUGCUUUGAUUCGUUUUAUAUCUCCUUUCGAGCUUCUUGAAUUGGUGCGAUGGAUGUUUAGUAGAGUUGACAUGGAUGACAACCAGAAAUCUGCUAUUUCUUUCGGGUCUUGCAUUGCUGGUGGUGCUUUCAGAAAUCUGUCUAGUUAUUUGCAGCAACCAAAUACAAAGAGAAAAUCAUAUGAUUUGUUUUGGAAAAUGGAAGAGACCAGUAUCAACUCUGACAUUUUUGAGGAAAUCUACAGUAAAGUAUGUAAGUUUUCUUUGCAUUUUAAAGCAGAAGUUGUGGAUGUAUGCUUGCUGGAGGCUAUAAACGCCGUUUGCAGACACAAAUACAUGCAGCAAUGUAAUCUUCAUCCAUUACAUAUAGUAUUGUCGAGAGUUAUAGCAACCACUCCUGUAGAAAUGCUUUCCCAUUGCAUUUACAGAACAAGCAAGAAGAAAGCUAGAUUUUUGUCUCUUCUUACUGAUAUGAGCUCCAUGCAUUUGUCUACCUUUGGGCACCUAUUUUUGGGUAUUCUGAACAAAGAUUUUCUACAUGAAGGCAAUGUGAUAGAAGAGACUUGUGUCCCUGCUUUUUCAGAUGAGCACUAUUUGAUGCUUUUGCCUGCUGCUUUGUCUUACUUGAAUUCCGUUUCCAUGAAAUUUGGAAGGCUGUGUUACAAGCAUUUUAGAAAUAUACCUGUUUUUUAUUCAAAGAUUCUUUUGAAUGGUUUCCAACAUUGGAAUACUUUUGUGUCUAGAGAUGUGUUUCAGGAAGAAUUUGGAGAGUUUUUGCCAUCGUCUGCUCCAGAACUUCUCUGUCUCAUUGAUGAUAGUCUUCUUGGAAAAGCAAUUUGUAUGUUGCGUUAUCACUUUAGUUUGAAUGAAGAUUCAACGAAAUUGAAGAAGCGAUUAAAGCUUUUUAAUUCCAUUUUCCCACCUUCUUCGGAACACAAUGAGCUGAUAGACUGUGAUGUUGGUGGAUUGGGUUCUCAAUCACUCAAUGAAUCAUUAAACCUUGUAAAUAAAAUUUUCGCAAAGAUAUCAUUUUGUAAAAUUUUGUUAUUCCCAAAAUGUAAUCAGUCAGAUGAAGCAGGCAGGGACUUGAAAGACAUUUCUUUGGACAAUGGAUCAAAUAAAGAGGACUCAUCAAGAAUGCAAUUUUUAAACAUAUUGGUGGGUAUCUGGCAAUGGAUUGUUAAAAGAGUCUCUUCAGUUUCUGAUAGUUCUCGAAAGGAAACAAUCACAGAUAGUUCUUCACUAUGGAGAUGCUUGGAAGUUCUCAUAUUGACAAGCAUUCUUGAACUGACCAGAGAGAUUUCUGAUGGUCUUACCCAAUUACAAUCUAUCCCCUUCCUAGAGCAAUUGAUGAAAUCAGCUCUUCUAUAUAGGUUUGAAGAUCCAACAACUUUGAAAACCGUGCGAGAUCUCCUAACUUUUCUGUCAGAGGGAAAAUUUUCACGUGUUCCCUAUCUUCAGCUUCUACUUGCCCACUCUCAGUUUGCGCCUACUAUUCGUUCUGUCUACAAAUCAUCUGAUUGUUCUAUUGUUGGGGCAUUUUCCAGGCCUAUGUCUGGCAUUCUGAGAUCACUUGUUUUCCCUUCCACAAACAAAAAUGUAAUUGAUGGCAAGUGCAAUCUGGAAACAACUGACUUGUAUGUAAAACAGUUGGAGGUUAUUAAAUUACUUCGAAUACUCUUUCCAAUAAAGGUUCAUCAGUAUGAUUUUGACUUUGCAAAAGAUUUAGGCAUAAAUCUCAGAGAGCUGCAUUUACUUCUCUUGUCUUCUUAUGGCUCAACACUCAGUGAAAUUGAUGUGGAGAUAUAUAAUUUGAUGCGCACAAUUGAGUCUAUUGAUGAUAUAGAGCCUGUCAAUUUUGCUGGAAUGGAUCACCUGUGGGGCAAUGCGGUGUUAAAGAUAGAAAAGGAACGGACUCUGGCACAGAAUUUGUCUUAUGAUAGCAUGACUGAUACUGAAGCAGUAAAAGAACGCCGUAGAAGUCAAUUUAGAGAAAAUCUUGUCAUUGACCCCAAAAUAUGUGCGUCCACGGUGCUAUAUUUUCCAUAUGAUAGAGUGACAUCUGAGGAACUAUUAUCCUUGAACAAGUUUCAAAAGGAUAAUUUUGAUGAUAUGCAUGUGUUGCAUUCCCCUGAUGUUGAAAACGUAGAACGAUAUAAUCCUGUUUUCAUCUUGCGCUUCUCUAUUCAUAGCCUUGCAGAGGGUUAUAUUGAACCCUUGGAAUUCGCUGGUUUAGGCUUGCUUGGUAUUGCAUUUAUGAGUAUGUCAUCACCUGACGAUAGGAUAAGAAGAUUGGGUUAUGAUUCUCUUGGAAGAUUUAAGAAUGCUUUGGAGAAAUGUCCAAAGAGGAAGGGUAUCAGGCAAAUUCAACUUCUGUUAACUUAUGUGCAAAAUGCUAUAGAAGAACCGUGGCAGAGGAUCCCUUCUGUAAAUGCUAUUUUUGCUGCAGAGACAUCCCUCAUACUAUUAGAUCCUUCACAUGAUCAUUAUGCAGCUUUAAGUAAGCUUUUGAUGAGAUCGUCCAGGAUGAAUGUGAAGAAUAUACUUUUCUUUAGCAAUUUUUUUUGGAGUUCCUCUAUCAAUUUCAAAGCAGAAAGGUUGUGGAUACUUCGCUUAGUAUAUGCAGGGCUGAAUUUUGAGGAUGAUGCUAAAAUCUAUAUGAAGAACUCCAUUCUUGAGACUCUGAUGAGUUUCUAUGUUUCUCCAAUCUCGGAUGAUGAAUCCAAGGAACUAAUUCUUCAGGUAGUGAAGAAGGCAGUUAAAUUACAUAAGAUGGCACGUUAUCUGGUGGAACAAUGUGGUCUUUUUUCGUGGUUAUCAUCUGUGCUCUCAAUAUUGAGUGAAAGUCAUUUCAGAGAUGAAAAAAGUUUGUUCUUGUUGCAGUUGGGUGUGGUAUCCGAGGUUGUCAAUGAUGUUAUUUCUUCCAGAAACAUGACUGAGUGGUUGCAAAAAUAUGCUCUUGAGCAGCUCAUGGAACUUACAUCUCAUCUCUAUAAAUUUCUUGUCAGUUAUAUGGCUUUGAUAAAGCAAAAAGUUGCCGUUGUCAAUCCAAUUCUGGGAAUAAUAAUAUCAACACUCAAGAUAUCCCAAAAGAGGAGGAUAUAUCAGCCACAUUUUAUUCUAUCAAUUGAGGGUUCAUAUAACAUAUAUAAGGCUGUUAAGAUAUGUGACAAUACAAGAUCUUGCGCUACGGCGGAGCUUGGCCUUCAUGCUAUACUUAUGAGUGCACCUCCAGUGGCCAUAUUUUGUUUGAGUCGUGAAAAGCUUUCAAGUUUUAUUAUGUGGGCAAUUUCUGCUGCUGUGGAAGUAGAGUCUGCGAAGAUGCUUCAGCACAAAGAAUCUCACCAAUGUUUUGCUAUUAUUCCAGAGGAAGAGCUGCAAGAAAAUUCUUUGAUAUCAAAACUUUUACGUUGGCUAACUGCGUCUGUAAUUCUUGGGAAGCUUGAUUGGAAAUCAAAUUAUCUGGACCCAGAGUUUCCAAAAAUGUUAAAUAUAAAAACUUUGCAGUCUUUAAUGGAUCAUGUUGAAAGUGCAUGCAGAGAAAACAGCAAAAACAGUUAUGGUUGUGAGGAGAUUUUAGCUUCUGCAAUUCUCUACCUCCAACAGCUUGCUGGCACAAAUUACAAACUGCUACCAUCAGUCACAACUGCCCUUAGUCUUCUCCUUUCCGAUGCCUCCAUUUUUGCAGGGUUCUUACGUAAUAAUGGGAGUGUUGUGAAAUCACUCUGGUCGAAGAUAGGUUUCCCUGCUGAAGCUAAUCCUGCUUGGAGAUGGUCAUUUUACCAGCCAUGGAAGGAUCUUACAUUGGAACUAACUGGCUCACAAAAGAUGGAGGAACUCCAUGCCUGUCAAUCUCUUUUAGUUAUUAUUUCAAAUGUGCUUGGAAAAGGACCAUCAGAAUUGCAGGUUUCAUCAACACAAGAAGUAGAUAGAUUGGGUGUAUUUGAAUGGGAAAGAAGUAUUGCAGAGACUCAGUCAUGCCAAGAAAAGGCUGCUAGAUCCCAGACUUUCUUGCUCAGGACCCCUGGACGCAGAACUUUGGGCUUGAGGCUUCCAUAGAAAAAAGGGAUUUAGAUAUUAAUUUUUGAAGUUGACUCUGCCCUUACUAUGAGUUUUGUUAAGGGUUUCUGUUAAAUCCAAUAACCCUUGGCAUUAUUUAUGAAUGUAGAAGCCUUUUGUAUAGUAGUUGGAGUUGAGUUGUUCCAUGUCCGUAGAGAAAAAUAACUUGGGUGCUAAUUUUUUGUACGAGAAAAACUCUACUGCACUGGGUAUAUUUCUCCUCUCUCUCUCUCUCUCUC